GGAUAAGCCGACGGCUGUUAUGUGCCGACGGCUGCUGUCGGUGUAGACGGGGAUAGCCCGACGGCCAUUGUACGCCGACGGCCAGGACCUAGCUGUCGGCAUAGCUUGGGUUAGGCCGACGGUGGCCGUCGGCAUACAUUUGGCUGUCGGCUUAGAGCCCUGUUCCGGUAGUGAGGCAUGCACACAAGUCGUGCCGUCGUGGUGUAGAAAGUGGAGACGACCAAGUCUUGUACUAACUGAAACAUGACAGACUGAACUCUGCACUUAACAGUGCUCACUUAGAUAUAUGAUCGCAAUCGCCUGCCGCUGGCCUCAAGUGCCCAGUUUGAACCAAGCUGGAGCAUCUAAAAUAAUUACUGAGAUAUAGAAUCCUCCAAAGAAGAGAAGUGAGAGAUGCCAGACCUGGCACAAUCGGUCAUUGGUAGUAGCAAAAUGUCAUGGUCCUUCCAAUCUGUGCACUCCACACAAAAAUAUUUGACCAAUCAAGGUUUUGAAGUCAUCAGAAAGUAAAAGACAAUGAUACUUUGACCGUGGACGGGCGCAGCUAUUGUUAGGCCGCGUGAGACUACUAGUAUCACAGAUUCUGCGCGAAGCAAGGCUUCCAACUUUGACCGUGGACGGGCGCAGCUAUUACAUUAUCACCUCGAUCUCAUCUAGAGUAGUUUGCAAGAGCAAGCAGAUGGAUCCGUUUCACGUCUCUGCAGCUGCCAUGUUCUUCUCAGCCAUGCUUCUGCUCACCCUCCUCUCUGGCAUCACCGCCAGCGCCCAAGAAACCACAACGUCGUCGUUGCUCUCAACAUCCUGUGAGCCGGCGAUGUGCGGGAGUCUGCGCAUCGAGUACCCGUUCUGGCUCGGCGGCACGCACCCGCCAGAGUGCGGCUACUGGGCCUUCCAGGUCAGCUGCCACAGCAACGGCACGGCCUCCCUCAAGAACUCCAUCUGGACGUACCAGAUUCUGGAGAUCUCCUACCCAGACAGCACCUUCCGGGUCACCAACUCCCAGCUCUCCGACGGCACCUGCGACUUCGAGCUCCGCGUGAACGCCUCCUCCGAACUCGGCCUCGCGCCAUUCAGCAUCAGCGCGGCUAACCACCAGCUCUUCUUCCUGUACAACUGCACCGAGCAGCAGGCGCGGCAGCCGCCGCCGACGUGGGCGCAUGUGAACUGCGCCAACGGCUCGCUCAACAACUCGUUCGCGUUGCUUGCUGGGAAUUACAAGCCGGACGACAAAUGGGAGCCGGAGAACUGCACUGUGUCCAUGAUGCCGGUGCUCGGCUACCCGGGGGCGACUGGGGCAAACUACAACCGGCUGAUCAAGGGCGGGUUUCGUCUCGAGUACACGGCCGGCGACUGCACAUCGUGCAGAGAGACCGGUGGGCUUUGCCGGAUCAACACCACCUAUGAUAUCUUCGAGUGCCGCUGCUCUGACGGCGUGUCUGACCUCAUCAUCUGUCAUAGUUCAGGUAGCAAGGGGACUAGCAAGAAGAUUAUUCUAAUAGUUGUGACAUCAGCCGCUGGAGCCUUGCUCUUUACAUGUAUUUAUGUCCUGGUAUGGCGCAAAAAAGGGAAAAGACUAAGGUUUCUCCUUUGCAAGAAGACUAGCAGCAACACCGAAAAGAAUUAUGAGGCCAUGAUAGUAUCGUACGGAUCCCUAGCUCCAAAAAGAUACAUGUAUUCAGAGGUAAUGAAGAUAACAUCUUCUCGCAACGAUCAGCUUGGAAAAGGAGGUUAUGGUGUUGUUUUCAAAGGAAGUCUGCAUGAUGGUCGUCUGGUCGCAGUAAAAUUCUUGCAUGACUGCAAAGGAAAUGGGGACGAGUUUGUUAAUGAAGUUAUGAGCAUUGGCAGGACCUCUCAUGUUAAUGUUGUUAGCUUAUAUGGGUUUUGUUUGGAGGGAUCAAAGCGAGCUCUUAUAUAUGAGUACAUGCCCAACGGUUCCUUGGAUAAGUACAUUUAUUCAGAGCACCCCAAAGAAAUUUUAGGAUGGGAGAGGCUUUAUGGGAUAGCAAUUGGGAUUGCUCGUGGCCUCGAAUACUUGCACCAUAGCUGUAAUACACGUAUCGUCCAUUUCGAUAUCAAGCCCCAAAAUAUCCUUCUAGACAAAGAUUUUAGCCCAAAGAUUGCUGAUUUUGGUCUAGCUAAAUUGUGUCAUACAAAAGAGAGCAAGGUUUCAAUGACUGGUACUAGAGGAACAAUUGGGUUCAUCGCUCCAGAAGUUCACUCUCAAAGCUUCGGAGUGGUUUCAACAAAGUCAGAUGUUUAUAGUUAUGGAAUGAUGCUGCUGGAGAUGGUUGGAGGCAGGAGAAACGUAAAACCAAUUGUUGCAAAAUCCAGCGAAAAGUAUUUUCCAGACUGGAUAUACGACCACUUUGCGCAAGAUGAUGGAUUACAAGCAUGUGAAGUCACAUCAGAAAUUGAGGAAAUCGCAAGAAAGAUGACCUUAAUUGGCUUGUGGUGCGUACAAAUAUUGCCUGCAUAUCGCCCUACCAUAACCAAAGUUCUAGAAAUGUUCGAGAGAAGCUCAGAUGACAUGGACAUGCCACCAAAGCAAAACUUCUCUGGAUUGCUUGAAAGUGCAGCUCACAAUAUGGAUGUACAGAGUUCAAGUUCUACCAGAUCUGAGGAGAUCAGCCUUGUGAAUUCAAAAAUCCUACAACAAUCGCCAACUCUGUGAGCAGAUAGGCCAUAGCCCCUCUGUCGCAAGAAUGGACAAGGAAAAGGGGAAGGAGAGUAGGAGGAGAAGGAGAAGGAGAGGAGCUUGGUGUCCAUUAUGAAGACUAAGCCGCUUGUCCCAGGAAGCAGAAGGGGAAGGGGAAGGGCAAGGGUUGUGUCGCUGUAGAGGAAGCGGGCCAAGGAUUACGGCAAUGUCCUGCUCGCCGAGUUGUUAUUAAGGGUAAAAAAAGCUCCACCGCCUUGACGUCUCGCUGACCCUGCCGACGCCAAGAGCCGCACCAACCCCACUGUCCGCCUCUGGAUGGCGGAUCUCGAACGCCGCCUACCAAGCCGACCAUGUCCUCAAAAACUUCCGCUACGAGGCGCUGCGGCGCUGUGCCGACGACCACAUCCGCGGCCCCUCCUCCAUGAGUCCUUGUCUCUAUUUUCAGUUUAAUUUGGAAAUGGAUUUUCUGUUUAAUUUGGAGUGGAAGCCCCGUAAUCUAUGGAAAUUGAAGGAUUUUAAUUUUACUGAAAUUAAAGAUGGUCCUGUGUGGCUCUGUUGUUUUCAUUCAGUUUGUAAGUGACUACAAUUCCUGGCUACAUAAGCGUCAGUCUGUCAAGUGUCAAGUGUCAAAUUUCAGAGGACACUUGAAAUCUAAGCAUCAAAGAGGUUCAGUCAGUCUGUCCAGUGUCAACUAACACUUGAGAUAUUUGUCGAACACGUUCUGUAGUAGAAACGGAAUCUACAUCUUUA
Messenger RNA from Triticum urartu, 3406 nucleotides. NCBI's taxonomy places the organism in Eukaryota, Viridiplantae, Streptophyta, Magnoliopsida, Poales, Poaceae. The record is from RefSeq and is a predicted model, not a curated record.